AUGUCAGCGCCUACUAUGUCGUCUACUGCGGUGUUGACCGAGCUGCUGGAGUUUCCUCCGGUAUCUCUGGUUGACGAUCUGAUAAAUACUGUGAAUGAAGUGAUGUAUCGGUGUACUGAGGCUAUGGAGAGAUAUCUACAGCAACGCAGCCGCAUUGGCGGCCGAGAUUAUACUGAUGAGAUCAAACUAGGUACUGCUAAGCUGGAAACCCUACUAGAGAAUGUGGUUGAUAAGAAUCUAGAUCGGUUGGAGUUAUACGUGCUGCGAAACGUGGUUAGUAUACCAGCGCAGCUGCUGGAAGAUGGGACUUUUGUGCUGAAACACUACGAAGGGCUGGAGCUCAAUGAAUGCAACGACGAGCUAGUUGGAAAGAAAUACGCAGCUGUUGAAGAGGCAUUUGCAUUGCACUCGCUGUUGCGAGCCCGACUUCGUGAGACCAGCAAGGCGUUCGCCAAUGUUAAGAAAUUUAAGGAGCUUGUUUUGCAGCUGCUGGAGGGAGGCGGCUCUGACGACGAGAUGCAAGUUCUUGCAAAGAGUCUGGAACCGGUUGGAGACACUUUGAAGUUGCUGGCAACGCAAUUGCGUACGCUGUACUUGGAAAACGAGGAGUUCUGUAACUCGAAGAACAUUUCGGCGUUACUCGACAAGUAUAGCGAAUGCUGUGAAAGUGGAGCUAGCAGGCCAGGCUACAUUGCACAUCGUACGAAGGAAGUCGUUGACACCCUGUUUGGUAAUGAGGAGGAAAGUGAUACAGAACAAGCGGUCUCAGUUGAGGAUAACAAAUCCGCAACUUCUCCAAGCUCUUGUAGCGAGGAAUUGUUGAGCCACCCUGACUGGUCGUCUAUACAGAAACACACAUGA
Molecule: messenger RNA, 861 nt
Organism: Eremothecium sinecaudum
Lineage: Eukaryota; Fungi; Ascomycota; Saccharomycetes; Saccharomycetales; Saccharomycetaceae
Gene: MTW1
Product: MIND complex subunit MTW1
Exons: 1
Coding region: 1-861 (286 amino acids)
Biological process (GO): kinetochore assembly; protein localization to kinetochore; mitotic sister chromatid segregation
Cellular component (GO): chromosome, centromeric region; nucleus
Source: RefSeq, a predicted model, not a curated record